AGACUCCAGCCAUCGCGCCGGGAGCCCCGUGGAGCAGAGAUCGGCAGACGCGUCCGCGCCUCGGGAGGAGCCGGCCCUUCUCCUCUUCGCCUCGGCUUCUUUGACUGCAGCUGCACCUCGGCCCGGGAGCGCAGGGCUUCUUAUGCCUCAUGGUGACAGGUGGAAAUCAUGACCAAGAAGGGCAGUAUGAAGCCAGGGAAGAAAAACAAAGUGGAAGAACCUGAACUGGAGCCCCUGUGCUGCUGCGAGUACCUAGAUCGAAAUGGGGAAAAGAACCACGUGGCUGCUUGUUUGUGUGAUUGCCAAGAUCUGGAUGAAGGGUGUGAUAGAUGGAUCACGUGCAAGUCCGUGCAGCCUGAGACCUAUGAAAGGAUCAUGGAUACGAUCUCUGACCGCCUCCGGAUUCCUUGGCUUAGGGGAGCCAGGAAAGUUAACAUUAGCCUCCUUCCCCCCCUCUUCCUGCUGCCUGUCUUCCUCCGAGUGGCUUCGUGGCAUUUCCUCCUGGGGGUGGUGGUUUUGACCUCCCUCCCUGUGCUGGCUCUGUGGUACUACUACCUCACUCACAGAAGGAAAGAACAGACUCUGUUUUUCCUGAGCCUCGGACUGUUCUCUCUGGGCUACAUGUACUACGUGUUCCUGCAGGAGGUGGUCCCCAGGGGGCGUGUAGGGCCCACUCAGCUGGCUCUGCUUACCUGCGGGUUACUUCUCAUACUCUUAGCCUUGUGCCGAGCCAAGAAGGAUCCAGGCUACCUCAGAAACCCAGCAAACGAUGACAGAUCUCUAAGCGGCAGCCAAACCGAAUACCUGAACAGAACAGGUCUGGAGAAGCCCAAAGGGUUCCCGGGCGCAGACCCAGCGGGCGGUCUCAACAACCGCGCGCCCAAGGAUGAGCCUAAGGGCUGCCCCAGGACGUCGGCCGGAAGCCCCGCCACGGGGAAGGAGGACUGGUGUGCCAAGUGCCGGCUGGUGCGGCCGGCCCGGGCCUGGCACUGCCGGAUCUGCGGCGUCUGUGUGAGGAGGAUGGAUCAUCACUGCGUCUGGAUAAAUAGCUGUGUCGGAGAAUCAAAUCAUCAAGCAUUUAUGCUUGCCCUUCUGGUCUUCCUCCUCACCUCGGUGUACGGGAUAGCGCUGACCUUGGACACCAUUUGUACGGAUAGAAGUGUCUUCACAGCUCUUUUCUAUUGCCCUGGAGUUUAUGCAAAUUACAGCUCAGCUCUGUGCUUCACCUGCGUGUGGUACUCUGUGAUCAUCAUGGGGGGCAUGGCCUACAUCUUCCUGAUCCAGCUGAUAAACAUCAGCUACAACGUGACGGAGAGGGAAGUGCAGCAGGCCCUUCGACAGAAGACGGGGCGCCGGCUGCUCUGCGGGCUCAUCGUGGACACAGGCCAGUACAAUCGGGGCUUCCUGCGGAACUGGCACCAGUUCUCCACCCUGGGCACGCACCCCUUCCACCACCCUGCUGAGGACAUAGUAUGA
Lipotes vexillifer (Yangtze River dolphin) is the source of this 1476-nucleotide messenger RNA. It is a transcript of the gene ZDHHC23, whose product is annotated as zDHHC palmitoyltransferase 23. Bases 169 to 1476 code for a protein of 435 amino acids. Gene Ontology annotation, biological process: protein targeting to membrane; peptidyl-L-cysteine S-palmitoylation. Gene Ontology annotation, molecular function: protein-cysteine S-palmitoyltransferase activity. Lineage: Eukaryota; Metazoa; Chordata; Mammalia; Artiodactyla; Lipotidae. The record is from RefSeq and is a predicted model, not a curated record. Gene Ontology annotation, cellular component: endoplasmic reticulum; Golgi apparatus. The transcript is spliced from 5 exons.